Trypanosoma grayi is the source of this 564-nucleotide messenger RNA. RefSeq lists its product as hypothetical. The coding region runs from base 1 to 564 and encodes 187 amino acids. Lineage: Eukaryota; Euglenozoa; Kinetoplastea; Trypanosomatida; Trypanosomatidae. The transcript has a single exon. The record is from RefSeq and is a predicted model, not a curated record.
AUGCCCGAAAAUUCUCCUUUCGGAGAUCGGAAUCUUCCGUAUUUUGACAACCACUACAACAGCGGGGUGCUCAUAGAUAACUGGCGAGACAACCGAAUCUACGAGGCAGAUGGCCGUGCAUUCACGCUUGCUGUGGAUCACACCACAGGCCCCUCACUAUCUAUGUACAAGUCCGAUUUCACCGACCCCGGUGAACCGUCCGUGCAGCCAAUGAUGCGGCGAAGAGGACUGGGUAAGGAGCUCAUGUUCAGCAACGGCAACUCCAUGGCCUUCGACGGCGCUCCAACAAGUUCUCAAUACGGCGCAUCACAGCGUCACAUGAUAGACACCAAGUACGGCAAGCCCGCCUCUUCGCGGCUUAAGACGGAUGGUAGUACUGAGAGCGCAGAGCUGAGUACUUUCGCCCCGACGACCUCAGUAGGCACUACGCGCAACAAGGCAGACGACAACCCGUACGCGAACUUCUGCAGCACAAAGGCCAUAAUGGACUUAACAGUAGCCUGCCAUCAAUUCCAACGACAAAUAGGCACCAACAACGACACACAUACAACCGCCGCAACUUAG